Daldinia loculata is the source of this 1041-nucleotide messenger RNA. RefSeq lists its product as uncharacterized. NCBI's taxonomy places the organism in Eukaryota, Fungi, Ascomycota, Sordariomycetes, Xylariales, Hypoxylaceae. Bases 148 to 786 code for a protein of 212 amino acids. The record is from RefSeq and is a predicted model, not a curated record. The transcript has 3 exons.
GUUUUAGAUAGGUUCAAAAAUUUCCACGUAACAAAAUUUUUUUUCUCCCUCCUACAUAUGCGCAUCAUCAACUAUUGUAAAAUCUAAAGAGUUAAGUAAAAUCAAAGACGGCAACUAGACAUAUUGCAAGUCAAAAAUAUUAGUAUAAUGUCAGAGAACCAAGAAAAAUCGAAAUGUGGAGUCUGUGGAAAAGCCGAAGGGGGAGAUAUCGCCAUUAAGCGCUGCGGGAGAUGCAAAGCUAGCUUCUACUGCAGUACAAGUUGUCAGCAAAAAGACUGGCCAUUGCACAAGGACGAAUGUCGUGCUAGGGCCGAUAUGGCGGCGGGUAAGCAGUGGUACGACCGGUACCGAAAAUGCGAGGACGGCGGCUCGCACUUCGGCGAGCUGGAACUCAUCACCUGGGGUGGUGUUUGCUCAGUUACCGGCGAUGAAUUGGGUUGGGGCAACUGUGUCGUGUCCGAGUCGGCGGAACUGAAGCGCAAAUACGAGGAAGACUUCAAGUCGGAUGACAUCCGCAUGCAUCAGUACUGGCCGCAAGGCUUUCGAUGGACGUGCUGCGGCAUGCUUAGCGAUAUGAAUUUCGGGUGCGAUCACCACGGCACCGGUCCUCAGCCCUGCUCGUGUGACUUCUGCCACAGCGGAAAGUCGCUACCGGAUGAUGCCUAUAAGGAUACAGUACCACGCCAUGGGCUACAGCUCUCUCGUGGGCCGGAUCCGCGGUCGUAUGAUGAGACCAAAGCUGCGACUGCGGCAUCGAUGCGCCCUUUAUUUGGCUUACCGUCAUAGCAUACCUUGGAUACCUAACCCGAUAAAUCUUAGGUAAUCUUGAUAUUAUCAAUAUUAUCAGAUGCUGGAUCACAUGAAGGGAACACCUUAUAAUUUAGGUAUUCGCGUAGUUGAAUAUAGGUAGAAAUCCUAGAUACUGAAGCCAGGGCGCAAUAGGGGGCCGACAAGGAUAUCAUCUUCCUUCUCUCGCGUGAUGCUCACAAGAUACUACCUUUCGUACUCCCUAUGGUAGGAAUUAAUAUAGACAUGAACUUA